Molecule: messenger RNA, 1234 nt
Organism: Cheilinus undulatus (humphead wrasse)
Lineage: Eukaryota; Metazoa; Chordata; Actinopteri; Labriformes; Labridae
Gene: cyba
Product: cytochrome b-245 light chain
Exons: 6
Coding region: 103-663 (186 amino acids)
Biological process (GO): superoxide anion generation
Cellular component (GO): NADPH oxidase complex
Molecular function (GO): heme binding
Source: RefSeq, a predicted model, not a curated record
ACACCUACAGCACGUAAAUAAAGCUGCUUCCUUGUAGAAACAAUCAGAAGUUUGAGAAGCAGAGAAGUCAGAGCCGCCUGUAGAGCUGUUCAGGUGAAAACGAUGGGGAAAAUAGAGUGGGCGAUGUGGGCCAAUGAGCAGGCUCUGGCCUCAGGAUUGAUUUACCUAACAGGAGGCAUUGUUGGGGUGGCUGGACAGUUCAGAGGCUGGCAGUUUGCUGCAUAUGCUGUUGCUGCUGGAGUGUUUGUGUGUCUACUUGAAUAUCCCAGAAGCAAGAGAUCCAAGGGAACAAGCGUGGAAAGAACGGGCCAGUACUGCUUCACUGUGGUUGUCAAAGCCUUCGGGCCCCUGACGAGGAACUACUAUGUCAGAGCCUUUUUACAUGCAGCCCUCUGUGUGCCUGGGGGUUUUAUGCUAGCCACUGUUCUAGGAUGCGUCUGUCUUGGCAUCGCCAGCAUCAUCUAUCUUGUGGCAGCUAUCCGAGGUGAACACUGGGAGCCCAUUCUUCCAAGAAAAGACAUGCCAAAGUCAAAUAUUGGAAGCAUCAAUAAACCUCCUCAGGCUCCACCACCGAGACCUCCUCCAGAGAUGCGCAGAAAACGGGUAGAAGACCUGGAGGGAGCAGCCUAUGACAAUGCCAUUGAUGUUACUGCUAAUGAAUAAGCUGUCCCCUGCCCUUGUUUCCCUGCCUCCCUCAUCUUAGCCACACCAGGCUGUCAGAGGAUUCUGUGACUCUGGACAAAUGAAGAGUUUUCUGAAGUUAAUUAAAGCUAGGGGAUCAAUACAUGUGGGGCCCAAAUCGUCAGACCUCAAGACCUAUCUUGAAAAUACUGAGUUUUUUUUGAGAGGUCAAAGAAGGAUGGUAAAGGUGAAUGUAUUAUUUUAUUACAAGAGAAAAAAAAACAUGCCAAACUAAAUGUAACUGCUGCCAAGUGGCAUGUUUCAGAAAAAAAAAGAAAAAAAAACUGUAUUGGUAUUUUUAAGAACUAGUUUUCUGCACUGUACUUGUUGACCCAUGAUGUACUAUCAGUUUUAUUUGGUUCACAUGAAGUUUAACAUCAACUGUAUUCUGCACUUUUGCUCUUAUUACUUGUGUACAUGUGCAUUUUUCUAAGUCAGUUGAUCACAGUACUGUAAGUGGGAUUAAUUCAACAUUCAUGGCUUUACUUGGCUGUUUGUGGUCAUCUACCCCUGUACCUUAAUGUCUUGUAAAUAAAUCCCUCUGCUCCUUGAA